Messenger RNA from Meyerozyma guilliermondii ATCC 6260, 1368 nucleotides. RefSeq names its product bifunctional N-glycosylase/AP lyase (gene NTG1). The coding region runs from base 1 to 1368 and encodes 455 amino acids. NCBI's taxonomy places the organism in Eukaryota, Fungi, Ascomycota, Pichiomycetes, Serinales, Debaryomycetaceae. Gene Ontology annotation, molecular function: DNA-(apurinic or apyrimidinic site) endonuclease activity; oxidized pyrimidine nucleobase lesion DNA N-glycosylase activity. The record is from RefSeq and is a predicted model, not a curated record. Gene Ontology annotation, biological process: base-excision repair, AP site formation; nucleotide-excision repair; base-excision repair. The transcript has a single exon. Gene Ontology annotation, cellular component: nucleus.
AUGACGAAAGUUUCCCCAGAUUCUCGAAUGGCGAUGCGGCUAAUGGUAACGCGGGCGUCUGCAAAACGAAUACAGCUUGAGAAUGAUCAGGGGCUUUUUCUUGCAGAAGCGGAUGAUGGUGGUGAAGGGCUUGCUGGGGAAGUUGCUGUACAUAGAAUUAAGCGGCUGUACGAGCUGAACGGUGAAAAAAAGCACAAAUCAGUGGCGAAAACCACCGUUUCGAAGCGGAAAAAGACAAAUUUGAAACGAGAAAAUGGUACUGAAGGCGUCAAAUUAGAACAAGGAACUGAGAGAAAGAUAAAAACUGAGAGUUUUGGUGAAAAAAGCAGAGAAGAAUCCGAGAUCAAGACUGAAAUAAAGGUAGAACCUAAGACCGCAAUCAAGUCUGAGUCCAAAACUGAAAUCAUUUCCGAAUCCAAAACUGAAAUCAAGUCUGAACCUACAACUGAAAAGGCUGAGAUGGACUGGUGCGAUGGCACUAAACCCCCGAAUGUUUUUCGUAAGCUCCAAAUCGAAGACAUAGAGCUGGUUCCCUCCUCGCUUGCGCCCAAAAACUGGGAUAAGGUAUACAAUCUGGUAGUGGAAAUGCGUGCCAAGUUUAUGUCUCCAGUGGAUACUAUGGGCUGUGAGCGUAUUCCUCUGAAAAUUCGACCCCAUGGUUUCGACUCACCUCGUACGUAUCGGUUUCAGCUCUUGAUUUCUCUCAUGCUUCUGUCACAGACAAAAGACGAAGUCAACUUUGCAGCUAUAAAGACACUUGACGACGAGUUGAUGAAGCGGGGUUUUCCAAACGGUCUAUGCUUAGAAGCAGUGUUGGCAACUUCAGAACAAGAUAUAAACCAGUGCAUUCAAAAAGUUGGUUUCCACCAUCGUAAAGCUGGAUAUAUCAAAAGGGCAAGUCAAAUGCUCCAUGAUAACCAUUCCGGUGACAUUCCUGAUAACAUUCGCGAUAUUGUAGCACUUCCAGGUGUGGGUCCCAAAAUGGGCUAUCUUCUUCUCCAGAGAGGCUGGUACAAAAAUGAGGGAAUUGGGGUGGAUGUUCAUAUCCAUAGACUCGCGCAAAUGUGGGGUUGGGUAAGUGCCAAGGCUCGAACUCCCGAACAAACCAGACUAGAAUUGGAAAGCUGGCUACCACGAAGACUCUGGGGCGAUAUCAACCCGAUUCUUGUUGGUUUUGGCCAAGUUAUUUGUCCUCCAAAUUACGGCAAUUGUGAUAUCUGCACUCUAGGAAAACAAAAAUUGUGCAAAGGAGCCAAUAAAAAAUUGGUCAACUCUGGUAUAACUGCAGAUAGAAUUAAAAGGCUUCAAAGGCAGCGUGGCGAUCUCGCAAUGAUGAUUGACGAACUAACUAGUAUGCAACCAUAUUGA